This is a messenger RNA of Penicillium longicatenatum, 4095 nucleotides long. Its product is annotated as putative jumonji family transcription factor. Gene Ontology annotation, molecular function: histone H3K36 demethylase activity; histone H3K9 demethylase activity. Gene Ontology annotation, biological process: chromatin remodeling. The transcript is spliced from 5 exons. The coding region runs from base 1 to 4095 and encodes 1364 amino acids. NCBI's taxonomy places the organism in Eukaryota, Fungi, Ascomycota, Eurotiomycetes, Eurotiales, Aspergillaceae. Gene Ontology annotation, cellular component: nucleus. The record is from RefSeq and is a predicted model, not a curated record.
AUGGCGGCUAUAUUCGAACACUCCAAUCGUGACCCACUUGCGGGUGCUCCGGUAAACUCUGCGUCCAUCACACCACCGCAGAGUGCCAACGGGAAGAAAGAUGCACCUGAAGGGGUACCUACGGAAUUAUCAGACCUUGAGCUAGAUGCCAAAUCAGCGACCGCUCAGGAUGAUACCCCCAUAAAGAUAGAAGCAAAGGAAGAGCUGGAAGCAGAAGCAGAAAUCGAACCCGACCAUUAUUAUGGCGGUGGAAAAAUCCCAGUGUUCAAGCCGACAAUGGAUCAAUUUCGCGAUUUCCAAUCCUACGUCAGCAAGAUUGACAAGUAUGGAAUGAAAGCUGGUAUUGUGAAAGUGGUUCCUCCAAAGGAAUGGAUCGACGCCCAAAAGCCGCUGGACGAGCAAGUGAAGUCGAUUCGCGUGAAGAACCCUAUCAUGCAAGAAUUCCAUGGGUCGCAUGGUACCUACACUCAAGCCAAUAUUGAACGCCAACGAACCUACAACCUACCUCAAUGGAAGGCCUUGUGUGAGGAAAGUAGCCACCAACCGCCCGCUCGCCGUGGAGAACGGCGUCGCAACCAAGAACGGGCAAGAGUGACCGCAACACCACGACCUCAGUCUAGCGCAGAAGGUCAGAAACGCCGACCCGGUCGUCCUCCCAAGCGUACGAACCAAGUCCAAAUUAAAGAAGAGCCCACAGAUGAGGCGGAGAAGUCGAAGUCUGAAGGCCCUCCCACACCCGUGUCGCCUGAAUCAAACCCGGUUGAGACUAAGAGCGAAGACCUGAGUGAUGGAGAGUCGCUCCCGGCUACGAAACCCAAAGGAAGACAGUCCAAGUCUAUCACAUCACGACGAAAGAAUAACCGCGGAGAAACAGUCGAUCACAUUGAUGAGGCUGCGUUUGAGACCUUUGAUUACCGCAUUCAUGACCAUGAAGAUUACACUGCGGAAAGAUGCGAGGAACUUGAGACUGCGUACUGGAAGUCACUCAUGUACAACAACCCCAUGUACGGUGCGGACAUGCCUGGCUCUCUCUUCGAUGAUGAGACCACUUCCUGGAACGUUGCCAAGUUGCCAAAUUUGCUGGAUGUCCUUGGACAGAACGUGCCCGGUGUCAAUACAGCCUACCUCUACCUGGGAAUGUGGAAGGCCACCUUUGCUUGGCACUUGGAGGAUGUGGAUCUCUACAGUAUCAACUACAUCCAUUUCGGUGCGCCCAAACAGUGGUACAGCAUCUCCCAGGAAGAUGCUCCGCGCUUUGAGGCGGCGAUGCGGAGUAUUUGGUCGAGCGAUGCCAAGAACUGUGAUCAAUUCCUGCGGCACAAGACCUACCUUGUCUCACCAAGUCUGCUCAAGUCACAGUAUGGAAUCACUGUGAACCGAUUGGUCCACUACGAAGGGGAAUUUGUCAUUACUUUCCCCUAUGGGUACCACUCUGGCUACAAUAUCGGUUACAACUGUGCUGAGUCUGUUAACUUUGCAACAGAAAGAUGGCUGGACUAUGGUCGCAUCGCGAAGAAAUGCAAUUGUGAAGCAGACAGCGUCUGGAUUGACGUGGAUGAGGUUGAACGCAAACUGCGUGGUGAGGCCACUCCCGAAUACUAUGUCGACUAUGACAGCGGCUUCGAGGGCUUCGAGGGUGCUUCAGAACUUUUGACUCCUCCGCGCAGCGUGCCUGAGAAAACCUCCACCCGUGGCCGAAAGAGGAAAGACGCGGGUGACGGGCCGAGGACCAAACGACCCAAGCUCCACCCCGAAGGCCAGCGGAAGCUCCCGUGUCUCUUAUGCCCUAAUGAUCAUGACUACGAGGAUCUAUUGCCAACAGAAGAUGGCAAAUAUCAUGUGCAUCGGCGAUGCGCAGCGUUUAUCGAAGAAACCAGCAUUCUUCGGGAUAACUCAGGCAAUGAGGUGGUGUGCGACAUUGACAGGAUUCCCAAGGCUCGCCUGGGUCUGAAGUGUCUCUUCUGUCGCGAGGUUCGUGGCGCCUGCUUCCAGUGUAAUUUUGGAAAGUGUACUCGUGCCUACCAUCCUACCUGUGCUCUUCUCGCGGGUGUUCAGGUCGAGCAUGGUUCCAUUGCCGUGAAUGCCGAUGAUGGAAAGCAGUACGCCCUGCCCAGUGUGGAUCUCAAGUGCAAGUUCCACCGUCAGAAGCGACCUUCAGGCUUGCUGAGAGAAUCUUUUGAUCUGGAUCGUGGUGUAAUUGAGGCGGCUCGUCGCUCGGUUCAAGGCGAUUUGAUCCAACUCCAGGCGGACAAAGAGAUUACUGGUGCUAUCGUUCUCCAGAAUCGAUCCGAUGAACGGGCUUUGUUGGUUAAGAUUCUCCCGAGAGGAGACGUAAUUGAGAUACCAUAUCGCUGGUUGCUCGUGGUGCGCAAGAGCAAUUUCGCGCCCCUUGCGCCGGGAAUUCAGGCUCUACCGGCCCACUUAGCGCGAAAGCCUGAACAACGAAAGGACCUAGAGGUUGCAGUACCGGUCGCCGGUAGUGCGUUUGGCGACGGCCGAUCUGCUUACCAGUGGGCCGAAUUUCAGACAGUGGAUGCAGCUAAGAUUCAAUUCGCCCCACUGCCUACGGUCGACUUGGCCAAACCGGAACAGGUGUGGCAUUACCUAGGCGCGCAGUCCACCGAGAGUAGGGCACAGUAUACGCACAACCCUAGCGUACUCAUCCACAACCCGCUGGCCAAUUUCCUGGACAGCGUCAACAAAAUCUUUACGCCCAACACCGACCGCAAAUACAACAUAAACACGAACCUCUCUCCCACGCCAACCAAACCCCUCACCUACAAUCCCGACCGCCCUCCUCUGCCGCUUCCCUGCAGAACCUUGCCCCUCCCCCCUCAUUCUGCUCCUUCCACCGGUGCUGCUGCUGCUGGUCCUGCGAUGCCGUCGGCCUUUCGAACUCUGCCGAAUACAACUGCCCGCCAUGCCCCCUACCCUUCGGUCACCAAGUCGCACGUUCAGCAGCAGCACCACCUUCCCGCCACCAAUACCUUUGCCAAUGUUCGGGAACUCAUUGCCCGCCGGCGUCUCGCCCAGAUCACCGACCACGCCAAUGUCUUCGCUGGUUAUACGAUCGUAGGCCCCGAAUUGGUGGUAGAGACUUUGUUGGGUCCUAUGGGAUCGAUCCCCCCGCCCAAUGGACUCGAGAAACUCGAACUGGCCAUGGCCCAGCAGCGGGUGCAGCCGCGGGCAGCUGAUGGUACUUUGCUACCGCCUCAGACCCUCAACAUGCGGUCUGAAGAGGUAACGCGGCUUCUCAACAUGCUUCGGUUCUCCCUAGUCAGCCACCGCGAGCGCUUGGAUGUCAUUCAGAGGAAGGAGUCAGAAGGCGUCAAGCUAGAGACCAUUGAUCGAGGAAGCGUCGCCGCCGCCAAGAUGCCUGGUAAAUACGCUUUUCUCGAUCAGCAGCGGGAAUUGGCCCCCAAAGUUUACCAAUCUCCGUACAACAUGCCGUCGGGGUUAUCCGAGUACGCCAAGACCACGUACGAGUUGAUUCCAUCACCGGACGAACCACCCAAAUCAUCGUUAGCCAAUGACUUCUUUGCUCGUCUCUCCCCAGAAGACCAAGAGAAGAUCAUGAAGACUUGCGGUAGCUUUGUGCAGCGUGCCAUCGAUCGCUCGACCAGCCACAGCCGGCAUAGUUCAGCAUCAAAUCUUCGACUACAGUCGGCACUCGCCCAGCAGACGGAAAAUCCGACGAUCGACAUCACCACCGUCGAUGACCCACCACUGUCCGGUCUGGAUCUGCCUCUCCAUGCCGAUUCACCGUGCUCUAGUUUCGGUCGGUCGCAUCUGCGGCUCCAGUCGCCAAACGAAUUCCCAAUCCACGGUCCUGACCCCCACCCUGAUCACCACGAUCUGUUUGGGGAUCAACAGGCCAAUACCCGCUUCUGGCAGAACGGGCCAUGGGUUGCUGGUGAUGGCAACACCCCCAACGACGAGAACCGACCAUUCUUUGGUCCUCAUGAGCGACUCAAGCAUGAUUAUGCAUCUUCUGACAUCUCCUUGGGCAAGGGGCCGGGUUCGUUACACUCCGUCGAUAUGGCCGGCUUCGGCUUCGACGGUCCUGAUGAUCUCAUUAGCGGGCUCAGCCCCUAG